This is a messenger RNA of Uloborus diversus, 1689 nucleotides long. RefSeq names its product transcription factor SPT20 homolog. The record is from RefSeq and is a predicted model, not a curated record. Lineage: Eukaryota; Metazoa; Arthropoda; Arachnida; Araneae; Uloboridae. The coding region runs from base 1 to 1689 and encodes 562 amino acids. The transcript is spliced from 4 exons.
AUGACAUUGCUGUUACGGUUGAAUUCACCAACUUCAAAUGUUUAUAUGAAAUUAAGUAUGAUUUGGCUUAUGGUUUCAUUGCUAAGUGAAGGAAAAACAGAAUCACUCAUCCCUGCAGAGGAAGACCAGGCAGCUUCUGCCAGUGAAAACAGUCUCCAACUAGGACUGCCACUUUACCAGUUGACAUCAACUCCAAUUCAGUCUCAAACUGUCCAGUCGUCAGAUAGAAGAAUGAGCUUAGAAGAUUUUUUCCUCAACGGUAAUAGCCAGCAACAAGCUGGGCAGCAGGCUGCACAGCAACAAGCUCCAGUGGCGCAAUUUCAAGUUAAUCAACCAGAUCCCAAUUCCAUCCUUUUCUCUAGAGACACCCAGUUCCCUAGUUCUAGUGGAGGAAUCAUAUCUCGCAUGUUAAUGCUAAGAAGAAUGCUCCGUCUUCGAAGGAUGGUCAGACGAUUGACACUAAUACCCAGGGUUUUAGGCCUUGGCCUUGGCCCAUUACGAAGGGCUCAAGUUGAUCCCGUGCAGUCUGCGCAACAACCGUUGUCAAUAUUCAACAACAGAGUGGGACAAUCCUAUCCAGAACCAUACAAUCCUCGAGAUUACGUAUUUGGAGACAAAGCUUUCAGCUACAACAAUACCUCUUCAAAGCAAGCAAGUGAUUCAAGUUCGGAUCAGCAGCAACAGCAGACACGAGAUUUUCCUUUGGAAGCAGAACCUUAUUAUGACAGUGUUAAUGAUUUGCCUUAUAACCUUUAUGACGAUUCUAAUCAGAAAUCAGCAGAUAGUUUCGAAUCGGAUGAGUUAAGAGAUCAGCAAUUACAACAACAGAACUAUAAUUCAAUUAGACCUUUAGUAGAUAGUAAUCGUCAGAUUUUGCCACAAGAUUAUGAUAAUUCGGAUCAGAGCAACAACCAACUUCAAACUUUGCAGCUUUUGCAAUUGCUGCAAGACUACCAAAGACUUCAAGAUCAAAAUCAAGCUUUGAAUGCUCAGAAAAAUCAAAAUGACUAUGAUUUACGAGCUCAAAACCAGCUGCAAAAUAAUAAUAAUCAGCUAUUAUCGCAGCAUCGUCAAAACAAUCAAGAUCAGUACAAUCAACAACAAAGCUUCUUGGAGGAAGAAAAGCUAUAUGAACAACUUGAAAAACUGCGGGAGCAACAGCAACUAAUUCUGCAAGAACAACAGUUGAGACAACAGCUGCAGCAACUAAUACUGGCACAACAAGCUCACAAUUCUCAAGACCUGAAAACUCAACACAUAAACUCUGCUUCUUAUGAGCAUGGUCACAGUAAAAACCAUAACUAUAAUGACUUUCAGAGCAAUCACCAACCUCAAGAGCCAAAGUUCAAAGUAGAAGCUGAAAACACUCCUGGAGACAGGACUGAAAAUACUGGAUUUGUGCGUGGAGGAUCACCUGGUUUUUCCCCAAAUCCUGGAGCAACUUCCAUCGGUGGUGGUGUAGGAGUUAAUGUAGGAAUAAAACCUCCAGCAGUUGAUGUUCAAGUUACAAAGCCAGUAGGACCUAUUGCACCGAUCCCAAACCCCUUCCCUCAUAAACCUGUUCCCCCUAUUGUUGAAGAACCAUUAGUUCCUAUAGGGAUUUUACCUAAACCGAUAUUAAAUCUUAAAGGUAGGAUGUUUUUUGGAGCAGAAUUAGGUAAAGGUAUCGGAGUCAAGGCAGGUCGAUAA